Messenger RNA from Vanderwaltozyma polyspora DSM 70294, 1092 nucleotides. It is a transcript of the gene SHP1, whose product is annotated as protein phosphatase regulator SHP1. Gene Ontology annotation, molecular function: ubiquitin binding. The record is from RefSeq and is a predicted model, not a curated record. Gene Ontology annotation, cellular component: cytosol; nucleus. The transcript has a single exon. The coding region runs from base 1 to 1092 and encodes 363 amino acids. Gene Ontology annotation, biological process: Golgi organization; autophagosome assembly; nuclear membrane reassembly. Lineage: Eukaryota; Fungi; Ascomycota; Saccharomycetes; Saccharomycetales; Saccharomycetaceae.
AUGUCAAGUGAAAACGUUCAACAGUUUAUGGCUAUGGCUAAUGUUUCUGCUACAGUUGCAGAAAAAUAUUUAAAUGAAUAUAAUGGUGAUUUAGGUGAUGCUAUUAAUGCAUAUUAUGCUGAACAAACAGAAACAAGAAGUGAAAGGAAUCGUUCUACUUCUCCCAAAUUAUCAAAUAACAAUAGUAGAAGUAAUAGUAAAUUUAUGAGUUUUGCUGAAAUGGUCAAAGGUCAAAAUGAUGAAGAUGAAGAUGAGAAUAAAAGAAAUACUUUUGCCGGUGGUGAAACUUCAGGUUUAGAAAUUACUGAUCCUAAUGAUUCUAACUCUUUAAUUAGAGAUUUAUUAGAAAAGGCCAAAAGAGGUGGUCAGCAAUUGCCAAAAAGUGAUGAUGAUGAUUCCAAUCAAAGAGAAGAACACUUUUCAGGUAAAGGUUAUAGGUUAGGUUCUGUGAUUAACGGGGCUUCUGAAGUUGUAGAAGAUAAUGGGAUUAUAAGUGAUAAAAGAAAACAAGAAAGAGUCACAAGAGAGAUUACUUUUUGGAAAGAAGGUUUCCAAGUCGGUGAAGGUGAGUUAUAUCGUUACGAUGAUCCUGCCAAUAGUUUUUACUUGAAUGAAUUGAAUCAGGGUAGAGCUCCUUUAAAAUUAUUAAACGUUGAAUUUGGUCAGGAAGUAGAUGUAAAUGUUUAUAAAAAAUUGGACGAAUCAUACAAGGCUCAAAAGAGAAAACUGGGUGGAUUUCAAGGUGCAGGCCAAAGAUUGGGUUCUCCAAUUCCUGGUGAUGCUUCACCUUCACAACCACUUGUUGCUGACACUUUAGAAACCGAAUCCUCAACUAAGGAGAACGAAGAUAUCCAAGCCCCAAAAGGAGAUUCAUCAGUACAGAUCAGAUAUGCUACUGGGAAAAGAGAAAUAUAUCGUUGCAAUGCCACUGAUACUGUUCAAUCUUUGUAUGAUCAUGUGAAGGCAAAUACAAAUGAUUCAAGAGCUUUCACGUUGAAUUACUCGUUCCCUGUAAAACCAAUUGAAAAUUUUGAUUCAACAAUAAAAGAAGCAAAUUUGGUUAAUGCUGUAGCUGUCCAAAGAUGGGUUUAG